Gracilinanus agilis (Agile Gracile Mouse Opossum) is the source of this 2219-nucleotide messenger RNA. RefSeq names its product SMAD family member 2 (gene SMAD2). Gene Ontology annotation, cellular component: heteromeric SMAD protein complex. The coding region runs from base 194 to 1597 and encodes 467 amino acids. Gene Ontology annotation, molecular function: RNA polymerase II cis-regulatory region sequence-specific DNA binding; DNA-binding transcription factor activity, RNA polymerase II-specific; I-SMAD binding. Lineage: Eukaryota; Metazoa; Chordata; Mammalia; Didelphimorphia; Didelphidae. The transcript has 11 exons. Gene Ontology annotation, biological process: anatomical structure morphogenesis; SMAD protein signal transduction; cell differentiation. The record is from RefSeq and is a predicted model, not a curated record.
GGGGCCCGGGGUGGGAGGCGGGUUUUACCCGCACGGCCGCGGCGGCGGAGGAGCAGCAGCGGCAGCUAGGUAGCAUAGCCGGGGAGAGCAGAACAAACCAGCGAUCAGCCGGGAGGUUGGUUCGCUGCGCGGCAGCGGUUGGAUAAAGAAAACCUCUUUGUUUCUGUAAAUUGCUGCUACCUGUGGCAAGAACAUGUCAUCCAUCUUACCGUUCACUCCACCAGUUGUGAAGAGGCUUUUGGGAUGGAAGAAAUCUGCUGGUGGUUCUGGAGGAGCAGGUGGUGGAGAACAGAAUGGACAGGAAGAAAAAUGGUGUGAAAAAGCAGUUAAAAGUUUGGUAAAGAAGCUAAAGAAAACGGGAAGAUUAGAUGAACUUGAGAAAGCUAUCACCACUCAAAACUGUAAUACAAAAUGUGUAACUAUACCAAGCACUUGCUCUGAAAUUUGGGGACUGAGUACACCAAAUACGAUAGAUCAGUGGGAUACAACAGGCCUUUACAGCUUCUCUGAACAAACCAGGUCCCUUGAUGGUCGUCUACAGGUAUCUCAUCGAAAAGGAUUGCCACAUGUUAUUUACUGCCGUUUGUGGCGUUGGCCAGAUCUUCACAGUCACCAUGAACUUAAAGCAAUUGAAAACUGUGAAUAUGCUUUUAAUCUAAAAAAGGAUGAAGUGUGUGUAAACCCAUACCACUACCAGAGGGUCGAGACUCCAGUUUUGCCUCCUGUGCUAGUGCCACGGCAUACUGAGAUUCUAACAGAACUACCCCCAUUGGAUGACUAUACCCAUUCCAUUCCAGAAAACACUAAUUUCCCAGCAGGAAUUGAGCCCCCAAGUAAUUACAUACCAGAAACACCACCCCCCGGAUAUAUCAGUGAAGAUGGAGAAACAAGUGAUCAGCAAUUAAACCAAAGUAUGGACACAGGAUCUCCAGCAGAACUCUCUCCUAGCACUCUUUCCCCAGUUAAUCAUAGCCUAGAUUUGCAACCAGUUACUUAUUCUGAGCCUGCAUUUUGGUGUUCAAUAGCAUAUUAUGAGUUAAAUCAGAGGGUUGGAGAAACCUUCCAUGCAUCUCAACCUUCACUGACUGUAGAUGGAUUUACAGAUCCAUCAAAUUCAGAGAGAUUUUGCUUAGGUUUACUCUCCAAUGUUAACCGAAAUGCUACAGUGGAAAUGACAAGACGGCAUAUAGGAAGAGGAGUACGCUUGUAUUAUAUUGGUGGAGAAGUUUUUGCUGAGUGCCUGAGUGAUAGUGCAAUCUUUGUUCAGAGUCCAAAUUGUAAUCAGAGAUAUGGCUGGCAUCCUGCAACAGUGUGUAAAAUCCCACCAGGUUGUAAUCUGAAGAUCUUCAAUAACCAGGAGUUUGCUGCUCUUUUGGCUCAGUCUGUGAAUCAGGGUUUUGAAGCCGUGUACCAGCUAACUAGAAUGUGCACCAUAAGAAUGAGUUUUGUCAAAGGAUGGGGAGCAGAAUACAGAAGGCAGACAGUAACAAGCACCCCUUGCUGGAUUGAACUUCAUCUGAAUGGACCACUACAGUGGUUGGACAAAGUAUUAACUCAGAUGGGAUCCCCUUCAGUGCGUUGCUCAAGCAUGUCAUAAAACCUUCACAUCCUAGUACCAGUGGGCUAAAUAUUUAGUCCUAUCAGCAGACUUAAGAUAACAGCUCGUCUGUCGUAGUAUUUGUGUGUGGUCUCCAUGAACUGUUUACUAUCCAAAAAUUCAAGAGAGAAAAAACAGCACUUGAGGUCUCAUCAUUUAAAGCACCUUGUGGAUUCUGUUUCCUAUUACUCUAUUAGAUGGAAAAAAAUAGUGUAUAGAAAUACCUUCCUCUAAAAGGAGGAAGGAAAGGUUUUAAAGACUUAAUGGUGUCUUAUUGGGCAUAAAACUGAGUGUCCCAAAGGUUUAAUAAUUACAUCAUUAGUUGUGUACAGGUAAUGUAUCAUGAUCUCCAAUAUCACAGUAUUGUUGUGCUAUUCAUACAAUUUUAGUUCCCAUAAGUAGGUGUGUGUGCACUGCUUCUUGAUUUAGGCAAACCUUCCAUAAAAUUGCAAGCUGUUAUCCCCGAUUCUUCAUUACUUUUGUGUUUUUGUUUUUAUAAUAUAUGCACACAUAUAUAUGUACUUAUAUAAUCAGAUCUUCAUUUUGUCACAAGGAAGCAGAGAUUCCUUGUCAAAAACUGAUUUUUCUGACUUACCAAAAAUAAAGUAGUGGGGGAACAAAA